AUGGACUAUAUCCGCUGCCUGUUAGCGUGCUGUGCUGGCUUGGCUGGCGAAACGAGCCCAGAGGCGGACGACAAGGGUCGGCUGGUGGCUGAGAAACCCAUCUACAAAGCAACAGAUUUGUUGGCGGACGAAGGAGCCAAUUAUCAGCAGGAUCUCUGGCAACGAGCACUUCAAGACAAACUUUUGCAGGCUCGGCAACGGCCAAUAACCCUCGACGUCGAGUUUUACGAUGUGUCGGCACCCGAAACAUUCCUGCAGGAUUUAACCGCCGAGUACAAUUCGAACGGGUUAUCCCAGUUCGUCCCUCGACUGAGGAGAACUUUCUUGGCCAUAGAACCUUUUGUCACCACCGUGAGCACAAUGACUACGUCUGGCAUGCUCACGUCUCUGAUCUGGGGAAGCCUGACGUUGAUCUUCCAAGGUGUACUCCAGUUCUCGAACCUCUUCGAUCAGACAAAUCAGAUGCUCUUGGAACUUUCCAAGGAAUUGCCACGAUUCCAAGCUUACGCUGAGAUUUUUCACACACCGCAGCUCCACCGGGCCUUGCGAGAGGUGUACGAUGGCUUCGUCGAUUUCUGCUUAAGAACCAUCGAAGUUCUACAGUCGAGCACAUGUUACGCAAUGUUACGGGUCAAGUGGUCGAGACUUGGCGCGGAAUUCGAGCGGACGAAAGAUUGGCUCAAAUCCGCAAGUACCGAGUUCGAAAAGGAGGCACGCCUGGCAGAUGUGCAAGAGCAGUUUAGAAGACACGCCGAGGUUCUUGCCAAGAUUGACUCGAUCUCGUCCUCUUCCAAUCUCCACGUGGAUCCUGUGACAAAUGUCCGCAUCCCCCGAAAUCACAGAUUCACAGGCCGGACGGCCAUCUUAGCACUUCUUCAUUCUGAACUCAGCCCCAGUUUUCAAGGAGAUAAUGUGUCUCUCCGAACUCGCUGCUCGUGCGUCAUCCAUGCCAUUGGAGGCAUGGGAAAGACCGAGACGACACUAGAGUACACAUAUCGGUACAGGCAUUGCUACACCCACAUCUUCUGGGUGCGAGCGCAGACAAACGCAUCGCUCCUUGAGUCCUUCCUGGAAGUCGUCGCUGAGCUCCGCCUUGUUGAGACGGCAGCAAGCCCGGACAAGAAGGUCCAAGCUGUCUUGAACUGGCUCCAGACAACGAUAAGCCCCUGGCUGUUAGUCUUUGACAACGCCGAGGCAUCAUCUACCAUACGGAAGUUCUUGCCUGCCGGAAACCGCGGCGCCAUCAUCAUAACGACACAGAACCCCCAGCUAUCCCACUGUACCAAGUCAGAGAUCCAUUUGGAAGCAAUGACUUCGGACGAGGGUAGUGCUCUCAUUCAGAGCUUCUUGAACCGAGGCGGAUCCGAGAAGAAAGCCGCCCAGGAGCUCUCAACAUCCCUCGGCGGUUUACCUUUGGCCAUUGCUCAUUUUGCUGGCUAUGUCGCGAGGUCGCAGUGUCCCCUCGAUCAAAUCUGCAGCAGCCUGAACAACCGCAUCAAGUCAAGUCAGAUCUGGAAUACCAGCAAUCUUCUCCAGCAUGGCGACUAUGAAAUGACUCUGAAUACCGUCUGGGAUUUGGCUUUCCGCCGACUUUCCAGAGACUCGAGGAAGUUGCUGGAAUUCCUUGCCUUUCUCGACCCUGACCAGGUUCCCAUCGAGAUGUUUGUGGGCUCCAAAUCCGCGGCAGACACUGCGGGCGGCUGGAGAUACUGGGACAGCGACAGAACGCCUCUCAGAUUUGAUGCGGCGAUCGAGCCCCUCCUCGAGCGGCAUCUUGUUGAUCGGUACACCUUGCCUGUCGGCCACUAUCUCAAGACACACCGAGCCCUGCAGCGUGCCAUUCUGCAAGAGCUUGAUGCGGACCUCCCAAAAAGACAGAGUGUGUUUGAUGAGGUCGUUUGCAUUGCGCGCAAAGCUUUUCCAGUGGCGAAUAUCAUCACACGGGGGGACACGAGCCAGUAUCAACGAAGCGCCCGGUACAUGAUCCAGGUCAUGAGCAUUCACGCAGUCUUCACCCAGUCUGACCCUCCAAUGGAAAAGAGACUUUUGUUUGCCAAGGUGCUGAGUGACGUGGGCUAUUAUGGCGUAAACAACGCGAUCCAGGCUGAAGCACUCAGUCUGCUCGAAACGGCCGACUCAAUAUGCACAGCGCUCCUGGCAUCCCAGCCCGACGAGGUUUAUCCUGUCCUAGGCGAUGUUCUAGGGCCCAUGCAGGUUCUGAUCCAGUACCUAGGCAUUGAAGGGAGGCACAAGGCGCUAUCCAUUAACGAGCGCGCGCUCUCUAUUCGCAAGAAGCAGAAGGGAACGGUUCCCCGUGACCAGUGGACCCAACUGGACUUUGUCAACUUCGGACGAACGUAUAACGACAUGGGCGUCGGCCUAUCUCAGCUGAAUCGGGUCCAAGAUGCAAAGCCAUGGUUCGACUCGGCACUCGAGUUCUACAAGCUCGCGGGCAACGAGCAAACCCUCACUUCUCGGUUUGGACAUGUAUAUUCCUUUCAGCUGCUCCCACUUGCUGUUGCUCAAAGAGGAACUGAGGUUCGGAAGCUCGCCGACCGCUCCGUGACCCUCAUCGCUGAAGCCGUCGGCGUGAAUUCUCCCCUUCAUCUACAAACUAAGUUCCUUGUGGCGACGGCCUUGUUUACCACCGGCGACAUUCAGGAAGCCCUUGGGCUGCACCAAGAGACUUUUGAAAAACGUCUGACUCUUCACGGCAGUAGUCAUCACUUGACCUUGGCAAGUCAGUACUGUCUCGCCGUAUGCUAUCAGAACAUCGGAAACUUGGAAAAAGCCGAGGCUCUUUUGAAAGAAAUUCUCACAAACAGUUGCGUCACAAUGGCCUGGCGGGAUGAAGACAUCCUGAGGACAAAAUUUAGACUGUUGCUUGUACUUCAGGCUCGGAAGUCGGAGGAAGGGCCCAUAGAGGAGAUCCACGGCGAAAUUGCCUCCAGCGUCAAGGAAGCCCGACGGUCAUUGCCAGCCCUGUCGAGCUAUACAGAUGAGGAUGACAUGAAGCUGGUUGAUUUUGGUGUAUCCAUUUUCCAUGGCCGUACGACGGGAAUCUGGAGUAAUGGCAUAUUCUGGUAG
Molecule: messenger RNA, 3087 nt
Organism: Metarhizium acridum CQMa 102
Lineage: Eukaryota; Fungi; Ascomycota; Sordariomycetes; Hypocreales; Clavicipitaceae
Source: RefSeq, a predicted model, not a curated record